Messenger RNA from Daucus carota subsp. sativus, 1408 nucleotides. Its product is annotated as UDP-galactose/UDP-glucose transporter 3. The record is from RefSeq and is a predicted model, not a curated record. NCBI's taxonomy places the organism in Eukaryota, Viridiplantae, Streptophyta, Magnoliopsida, Apiales, Apiaceae. Gene Ontology annotation, cellular component: Golgi membrane; endoplasmic reticulum membrane. Gene Ontology annotation, biological process: UDP-galactose transmembrane transport. The transcript has 7 exons. Gene Ontology annotation, molecular function: UDP-glucose transmembrane transporter activity; UDP-galactose transmembrane transporter activity. The coding region runs from base 182 to 1180 and encodes 332 amino acids.
GUGGACACCAAAAACGUAGCUUCCAUUCUUCUCAACCAUCUCCCUCUACACAAGUUGAAUAUAUACACACAAUAACUGUAUCUUCACAUUCAUAGCAAAUCACAAGAAAUUAGCUUUCAAUUCAGACACUGUUGGUUUUAAAUUCAUCGGAGUAGUCGCCGGAUCUGCAAUUCCGGCGAAAAUGGAGUCUCACGCCACCGGACUCCGACGAAUUCUCGUUCUCGCCUUCUGCGUCGCCGGCAUUUGGUCUGCUUAUAUAUAUCAAGGCAUUCUUCAAGAGACCGUGUCAACGAAGAAGUUUGGGGCGGAAAAGAAGAGAUUUGAGCACCUGGCAUUUUUGAAUUUAGCUCAAAAUGUUGUGUGUUUGAUAUGGUCUUUUAUAAUGAUAAGAUUAUGGUCGAGUGGAAGUUCGGGUGGUGCUCCGUGGUGGAGUUACUGGAGUGCUGGCAUUACGAAUACCAUUGGGCCUGCUAUGGGUAUUGAAGCUUUGAAGUAUAUCAGUUACCCUGCUCAGGUGCUGGCAAAAUCCUCUAAAAUGAUUCCAGUGAUGUUGAUGGGUACAUUGGUUUAUGGUAUCCGAUAUACGAUUCCGGAGUAUGUUUGUACUCUUCUUGUUGCUGGCGGAGUAUCAGCAUUUGCACUUUUGAAGACUAGCUCAAAAACUAUUAAAAAGCUGGCUAACCCUAAUGCUCCACUGGGUUAUGGGCUGUGUUUUCUGAACCUGGCUUUUGACGGUUUCACCAAUGCAACUCAGGAUUCAAUUUCUACAAGGUACCCCAAAACAAGUGCCUGGGAUAUCAUGCUAGGAAUGAAUUUGUGGGGAACCAUUUAUAACAUGGCCUUCAUGUUUGGCUGGCCUAGUGCCAGUGGGUAUGAGGCCGUUGCAUUUUGCAAGCAGCAUCCAGAAGCAGCUUGGGACAUUUUCCUCUACUGUCUUUGUGGGGCAGUCGGACAAAAUUUUAUAUUUUUAACCAUUAGCCGGUUUGGGUCACUGGCUAACACAACUAUCACCACCACCCGAAAGUUUGUCAGCAUAGUGGUAUCAUCUGUGCUGAGUGGCAACCCUCUGUCUUCAAAGCAAUGGGGGUGUGUCGGCAUGGUCUUUUGGGGGCUGUCAUACCAGAUUUACCUCAAGUGGCAAAAAUUGCAAAGAUCGCAAAAGAAGAGGAAGGCCAUGUAGGAGCUCGAUGUAUGGGCUAUAGAUGUUUUGGAACAUAUCAGUCACCAUAUACUAUAACAUAGAUAUGUAUCUAGAGAGUUUCAACUAUCUAUUGUUUUGGCAUGAUAGCAUUGUAAUUUGAACCCCAAGGUUCAAAGUGUUAAACUUGAAUGUAGGUUAUAUACUGGAAUUGUAGGUCAUAUAAUGGGCUUCUAUAUGUGAAUUUGCUAGGAAUUUAUUCUUGUUUAA